AUGGUCCGAUUAACCAAUACUCCCAUCAUUGUGGACGAGUUUAAAUACAUUCCUGGAUGUUUUAUUUAUUUAUUGACUCACCUUCAUACAGACCAUACAGGUGGUCUUACUCCGAGUUGGAAUAACGGAAUUAUAUUUUGCAGUGAAAUUACAAAACGAAUGUUGUUGAAAAAGUUUCAAUUACAAGAACCCGAAAGAGUGAUUGCUUUGGAAGAGGGACUCACAUAUUACAUUCCUCUUGUGCCUCCGAAUCCACUGCAGGAUCAUCAUCAAACAGCACACGAUCAUGACGAUCAUGCAUCAUCAUCAUCGGAUCCAUCAUUGGGUUUUCGUUCUGGCAUCACAUCAACAAGCAACAAUAUUCAUAGUGACAUUAAUGUGUGGAGGGAUCCUUCAUAUUGGGUCAAGAUUUCAAAUGCAUCCUCAGCAGCAACACCAACGAGACAGCAAUUGCCAUCAUCAUCUCAAUCUGAAGCUAGUACUACUUCGAAUGCAGCAAACAAUUCCGAUCAACAAUCCAAGCUAUCAUCUCAAAAUUCUGCCCACUCACUCUCACAAAAUAAUGUCACUACUAGUAGUAUCCAAAACAAGACCAUUCAAGCUUUCAAUUCGUAUGAUCGUGAUGCUUCCUACAUGCAAGUAAAUGUUGUAGAUGCUAAUCACUGUCUUGGAGGAAUUAUGUUUUUACUUGAGGGCUAUUUUGGAACUGUCCUUUUUACUGGAGAUUUUAGAUAUGACCCUAGAAUUUUACAAACUCCCUGUUUUACAGACAAGAAAAUUGAUCACUUGUAUUUGGAUGACACAUUUCUUGAUCCUGUCUAUGAUUUUCCGUCACGACAAGAGGCAGGUCAAGAAAUUAUUCAAAUCAUCAAAUCUCUUCCUGAGGACACUAGAAUUUUGAUAGCUGUAGAUCAUUUGGGAAAGGAAGAGUUGCUGAUUGCUCUCGCAAAAACUUUUGAAACUUUAAUCGUAGUUCCGGAAGAGCGAUUAGAACUGUUGGAAUGUAUGAAUGACAUUAUUCCUGUCCAGUUAUUCACUCACAAUCCUGAAAAAGGUCGUAUCAUUGUCAAGUCCAAGAAGGAAGUUAGUUUUAAUUCUAUCAUGUUCUACAGAAAAUCGUAUCCCAAAGUUGUGGGAAUCAUUCCAUCCGGAUGGUCCACGAAACAACUCAAAGAAGUCAAGCAUUCGGACUCACCAUUGAUUUAUCGAGUACCAUAUUCUCUUCACUCUUCGUAUAAGGAACUGAUAGAAUUUGUGACACAAGUCAAACCCAAGAUUGUAUAUAGUUCUUCUCGUGGUGACAAUGUAUCACUUCGUGACGAAGUCAAGCACUUGUGUGACAACGUUACACCAAUGAAGCAAGUGGUAAUACCUAGGUCAGUUCUCUCGCACAUGGAGAGAAGCACAAAUUUAAUCGACCAUCGCAAUAGUACGAGCGUCUCCUCAAAUGCUCAUUCCUUAGCGAGGCAAAAAAGUAUUGGAACCAAUCUCAUCACACCCAAUGGAAAAUUACUGACUCCAAACACUUCAGCUGCCGGACGUAAACGAAAGUCCUUUCCUCCUUCCCACAGAAAUCUACCCACCAAACUCUAUGCACUUCCAACUCAAACUCUUAAUCCAUUCUCAAACCUCCCAAGCUCUUCUUCUUCGAAAGGAACAAAAAACCAUGAUGGUGACGUGGUCGAUUUGACAGACUCCACACUUAAUAAUCAAAGUAUAGUGACAUCUCAUCAAGGGACGACAGUUUUCGAGAACACGCAAGAUUUGUUGACCAACAUGAUCUUUUCUACUAAUCACCCACCAAACAACAAAUUGACAGAUAAGAAUACGUCCAUUCUUUCAUUGGAGUCGUCAUUUUCUAAAUCGCCGUCGUCAUCGAAACGACAUUUUCCCUCUGCAACAUCCAUCUCAUCAUUGGAAGCUCUCAAUAUUUUGGACGAUUUGCAUUUUUCUCCCUUACGAAAAAACUCUACACACCAACCUCAAUCACCAGCUCAUCAUCGAGUUGUAGCUCAAUCAUCAUCACCCAAGGUUUCUCCAAUACCCAAAUUGAAACGGAAAAAAUCUGCAGAAAUUGAUAAGGUACUUGUGGACAAGACCACAGGAAUACAAAUUCUGUUGCCUAAAAACAUGUACCAUAAAGAAACGAAGAUCAAUGAAAUGAAUGAAGAAUUCAAUGAUGACGAAUAUAGACUCUCAUUGUCUCCUCACAGUGGAGAUGAACAGAAUAUAAUGGUAGACGAGAGUGAUAUUUUACAAAAUAUUGAGCUAGAAUCGGAUGAGGAGGAGAGUAUCAUUUUACAUACACGGCCAAUCCACUCAAGCAAUGUCAAGAAGAAUCAUACACCUCCUGAAAAUAAGCGAAAAUUUGAUCAUGACGACCAUUAUGUUCAAGAAUUAUCAAGUGAUGAUGAAGAUGUGGUCUUUACUGGAAGUUUUACUAGUGUGGCAGGCAGAAGAGAUUCACAAAAUCAUUCUGUCUCUAGGAAUAAGCAUUCGCAAACAAAUGACAUUGUCACACCCUUGUCUAAAAAGAUGAAACAAAGUUCUUCAACUACUGCUACCACGACGAUAAUGAUGCCAGAAAACAUUUCAGAUACAUGCGACUUGUUGGAUAUUGGUUUUUCUAUGGAAAUGCCAUCGAACCUUAAUACUAAUCACGAGGAAGAAAAUUUAUAUCCAAAAGGAUAUUCACAAAUAUCAUGGGAUGACGAUGAUGAUGAACAUGAGAAGAAGACAAAAGAUGAACCUGAAAGGAUUCUGACCACAGUAGAAGCCUCUCAACCACAAACUAGUUUUGGUGCUGCUGAGGUGACAACCUCGAAUAUCGUCAUGAACCUCUCAAACAAAGGUACUGAGCAACCAACAAUGACAACCAAUCAAUUAUUAAUACCGCAAAACAAUCUUAGAGCCAAAACAAAAAUACCUUUCAAGUUUGAUUCCUCGGGUGGAAGUCAAAACACUGGUUCUCCUCAUUCUUCGCUCUCAUCCUUAGAGUCACCUUGUACCAUUCAGAGUAUUUUCUUUUCGAAAAGUAAGAAAUAA
Naegleria lovaniensis is the source of this 3045-nucleotide messenger RNA. RefSeq lists its product as uncharacterized. Gene Ontology annotation, biological process: interstrand cross-link repair; double-strand break repair via nonhomologous end joining; protection from non-homologous end joining at telomere. The transcript has a single exon. Bases 1 to 3045 code for a protein of 1014 amino acids. NCBI's taxonomy places the organism in Eukaryota, Heterolobosea, Eutetramitea, Acrasida, Naegleriidae. The record is from RefSeq and is a predicted model, not a curated record. Gene Ontology annotation, molecular function: damaged DNA binding; 5'-3' DNA exonuclease activity.